UGAGAAGCUGGGGAAGGCGCGAACCUAAGAGUGGAAGUUGCGAAGGGGCAGAGACGGCUACAUGAUCUGGCUUGGCUAGUUGUUUUCCAGUUUGGUAGUAGCUCGUGACUGUUCGAGUAGCUCGUAGCCGCUCUCUCUCCCUUCAACAUACAGCAACACGUACGUGGACGUGGCAUGGACCACAUGUCAACCAAUUCUUUUCUUUCAAAUCUCUUCGAAGCCGCCUUGGACGGCCCAUAAAUAUGACGCCUGAUCAAUGCGAAGACUUUCUGUUGUGUGUUGGGCGAGGGGGCAUAAAGAAGAACCUUGGCGUUUUAUUCCCCGCGAUCUUUCGUGCAAGCUGUAUUAACGAUUGGGAUGGGCACUCAUUAAGAAAAUAGUAAAGCCAUUUCAUCGCCUUCGUGAUGUUGGUACUGGAUUACAGGAAGACCGGAUACCUGCCAGUCGCAUAUGCCCUACAGAUAAAGUCAAUCAAGAGAGCAUGGGCAGAGCCCUUGCCGAGCUGGCUACCCAGUCGACACAAGUUCCAACAUCAACCGCCAACUUCCUUCCUCAAAAUGGCAACAACUACCUCUGCGAUCCCCUCGCCGACAUGGCCCUCCAACUACUCUCCGACGCAGUUCACUCCCGCAGCUACCUGUGGCUUUGGCCAGGACCUCUGGCUCGCCACUCUCGACUGUGCAAUCCUCAAUCGUCAAACCUAUGCCUCGACUGCGAGUGCGCCACCCGCAGUUGUAACUGGCAAAUUACCCGGCUUCACCUGUGGUCCCGUGGUCAACGCCGGUCGCCCGCUCGUUCACUUCACCCGCUCUGAUGAUAAUAACAUCGCCAUUACCACCACCACCCGCGGCUACGAGGACGAGUGCUACCAGAACAAGUACGGCCCCUCAGGCGCCGUGACCAAAGCCACCGGCAGCCAGACCAUCACCCACUACUUUGCCAGCUGUCCCGUGGGAUACAGCGAGGCCAGCCACGGCUCCACCGCUACAAACAACGUCGACCUGCAUUAUCUCGAGUGCUGCCCUUCUGGCAGUCUCAGUUUUGGGCUGUUCAGCACCAGGACGGAAGACAUCCUCUUCGAAACUACCAUCUCUGGGACGCCGUAUGGGGGUUGGACCAUCAACAUGCCCGCCUGCACGGCCAAGCUCACCGCGGGCGAGGUUGUCACUGUGACGGACGCUCUUACUGGCGGGACUGAGACGACGACGAGAACGACAAGCCUCGAGUCUGGGGCCACCAUCUUUGCCGAGAUUCAAACUGCUUCGUACACUGUUUUUGCUGGGCAGCAUACUUGCUUUGAGGGCUGCAAUCAGCUGUAUGAGAGUGUCAGUGACUGGCUGUCGCAGUAUACGCCUACGGGUACGGAGACGAGUACCUCUCCUAGCCCUUCUGGGACGCAACCUCCGGGUGAGAAUGAUGAGGCUGGGGAUGGUGGCGAGGAUGAGGAUGAGGAUGGGGAUGUGGAUCAGCCUUCCGGGGCUGGCCAGACUGCUGGCUUCAAGGUUGGUGUCCUGGGUGCGGCGCUUGCUUUGGCGGUGGGGGUUGUUGCUGGUCUGUAA
This is a messenger RNA of Podospora pseudopauciseta, 1559 nucleotides long. RefSeq lists its product as uncharacterized. Lineage: Eukaryota; Fungi; Ascomycota; Sordariomycetes; Sordariales; Podosporaceae. Bases 405 to 1559 code for a protein of 384 amino acids. The transcript is spliced from 2 exons. The record is from RefSeq and is a predicted model, not a curated record.